Amphimedon queenslandica is the source of this 2046-nucleotide messenger RNA. Its product is annotated as forkhead box protein J2-like. Gene Ontology annotation, molecular function: RNA polymerase II cis-regulatory region sequence-specific DNA binding; DNA-binding transcription factor activity, RNA polymerase II-specific. The coding region runs from base 376 to 1866 and encodes 496 amino acids. Gene Ontology annotation, cellular component: nucleus. Lineage: Eukaryota; Metazoa; Porifera; Demospongiae; Haplosclerida; Niphatidae. Gene Ontology annotation, biological process: regulation of transcription by RNA polymerase II. The transcript is spliced from 5 exons. The record is from RefSeq and is a predicted model, not a curated record.
CACACCGCAACAGGAGACACCACUAAAAUAUGUCCGUAUGACAUCAGUUAUCACGUGACAUGCAAGAGCUACUCUCUUAUUUCUUAAUAUUAUCUGCUUCUCAAGCCACGCCCUUUAACGCCCACUUGGUUAAUUAGUGGGCGUCAUCUCUUUUGCAAGGAGCAAAAUCUUAUAAGAGGAGGGGGAGAGAGAGAGAGAGAGGAACAGCUUAAGCACUGAAGGAUACAAAGUAGAAGCAGUCACUAGUAGUUAUUCCACCGCAGUAGAAGACUAGUCUAUCCUAGUUACUAGGCACUAGUUUCCUCCAGUCACUGGUUUGAAAGACUCUCCCUCUUUUGAUUUUGACACCUAUACUUGCAAACGUAACAGGGCACCAUGUCACUAGACCUUAGCUCUAGUCUCACUGCUAUGGAGUGGCUCCCUCGGCUUAGAGUCGGUGGUGCCUCCUCUUCAAGCAGUGCUGGGCUAGUCGCAGGUACUGGAGGCCAGCAGGUGCAGUCAAUGCCGCCAUUAGUACAUGCUGGUACUGCUUCCAUUGACUAUCAUCACUUUGGACGGAUCCCUUUGCAUGCACAAAGACAUCCAGCGAGUGGUCGUAAGCUCCCUCCGUCUCCCAUUGAUCUAACUGCAGUCCUGGAUCCUCUGGAGGCCCAGGCCUAUCGCUAUCAUGAUGCCAAGCCUCCUUAUUCCUAUGCUACACUGAUCACAUACGCCAUUAACAGCUCACCAAAGAGAAGGAUGACACUGAAUGAGAUAUAUACAUGGAUAUGCAACAACUUUCCUUAUUAUAGAGAAGCUGGGACAGGCUGGAAGAAUUCAAUCAGACAUAACUUGUCGCUCAAUAAAUGUUUUCAAAAAGUUCCACGACCAAAAGAAGACCCUGGGAAAGGUUCUUACUGGGAGAUUGAUCCGUCUCCUCUUGAAGACAGUAGCGAAACACUAUCAAGCUCAGGGUUUCCUAGGAAACGAAAGACCAGUGAUAAAAGUGUUGAAGACACCAUCAGUCCUGCUGACAUUAGAAAAGAGAAGAGCUUUAAACCGACUCCAGCCAAUGGGUCCCCCUCUCCAACGCUCUCCGAACUAGUGUCCUAUUCUAAACGUCCAUCAACCUAUUCCCUCCCCCCUCCUCCGCUCCACUCUCACGUACCCUCCACUGGACAGACUGACUUCUCUACUCCUUCACAAUACCCCAAGGGAAAUGGAGAGGGAUCUUUCGAUGAUCUAAACGCGUCUUUUCGUAGCCUCUACCGAUCAUUAUUUGAUUCCGUAGGUGGAAGCCACACCCAUUUCCCAAUGCUUUCAUCAUCGUCAUCAAACGGGAUUAAUGAUGGAAUGGGUGUUGCCUCUACAAUACCUUCAACUAGUUACAGCAGCAGGUCAGUUAGUUCCUGCACCUCCAGUUUAAAGUUGGAGUCCAGUCUUACCUCCGUCAUGGACGGGUUGAGAGAUCUAGCGGACAGUAACCAGCUGGACAGCUUGAGUCCUAAUACGAUACAGUCACUAUGGGAUACUGUUAAUGAAGGUGACCACACCCAGUUAGGUAUGGACCCCACCUCUUUUGCCAAGUGGUCAGACUCAUUUAACCAGUUCUUGUGCCAGUUGAACCCGCAGCAUGUUCCUCCAGCCUCUUCUAAUUAUAGUGUGGGUGGGACAGGCUCCUCCCACUACCACACCCCCAGUCAUUAUCAGGGCGGAGUCCCACCCCCUCCCUAUCAUCCAUCUUUAAGAACUAUUGGUAGCAUUGAGUCUCCGCCUAUUUUAUACAACCAUGCUCAUAAGGACCCGCCCCCUUUUAGCUCAGUGGCGACUGAUUUGUUGAACGAUACUGAAGAUGAGGAUGAAUUUGAUUGGUCGAAACUGGUAUAAUAAUUAGUCUUGUGAGUAUUAAUGAAUUUUAAUCCAUCAGUAUUACAGAGUAUCAGUAAAUUAAUUAAUUAUUAUUAGUUUUAUUUCUUCACCUGUUAUUAUUAUUAUUUUAUUUAUGUUGGAACCUGUUUUCCUCACUUCUCUUUAUUCUUUUUAGCUUUAUAAAAUGAUAAAUAAUAA